Molecule: messenger RNA, 408 nt
Organism: Capsicum annuum
Lineage: Eukaryota; Viridiplantae; Streptophyta; Magnoliopsida; Solanales; Solanaceae
Exons: 3
Coding region: 1-408 (135 amino acids)
Source: RefSeq, a predicted model, not a curated record
AUGGUCUCUGUUAGAUCAGUUAUUGCAGUUGCAGCAGCCAAGGAUUGGCCUUUAUAUCAAAUGGAUGUAAACAAUGUAUACUUACAAGGUAGUUCACAACACAUGAUUGAUGCAACAAAGCAAAUGUUGCAUAACAGGUUCAAAGUGAAGGAUUCUGGAGUGCUCAAGUACUUCUUGGGUAUUGAAGUAAUGAGAUCCAACAAAGGGAUAAUUCUGAAUCAAAGAAAGUACACAUUAGAGUUGAUUUUAGGAGUUGGCAUGAGUGGUGGUAGACCAGCCUCAACACCAAUGGAGAUGAAUACAAAAGCUCAGCCAGCAGACUUGUUCACAAAAGGACUUGGAGUUGCUCAACAUCACUCUCUGUUGUCCAAACUAGGAGUGCUAGAUGUGUUUCGCCCUUCUGCUUGA